Molecule: messenger RNA, 891 nt
Organism: Vitis riparia (riverbank grape)
Lineage: Eukaryota; Viridiplantae; Streptophyta; Magnoliopsida; Vitales; Vitaceae
Exons: 4
Coding region: 145-732 (195 amino acids)
Source: RefSeq, a predicted model, not a curated record
ACACACGCCUCAAUCAUCCAAGACAAGAAUCAACAGUCCAUUCUCACUUACGUAAACUUCACGAUUAAUCAUCCCUCAAUCAUCAAAAUGAUUGUCUUCCAUUGCUGCCUUCCAUCUGCAACCUGACAAAAAAAGAAAAAGGCUAUGGCGGUUUCUUUACAUUCUUCUGUAGGGUUCCGAUCUGGUUUCCGUCGGAAUUUGAACUUUGUCUGGCCGGAUUAUAGUGCUUUGGCUGUCGGAGGAAGGGUUUUGAGGUUACGGGAUCGUCAGUGUUUGACCGGUGGGUUUCGAGUUCGUUGCGGAGUUGAAGAAGGCAAGAGUGAAAGAAACGGUAAGGAAGCUCCGGAGUCGUUGUUCGUUAAGGAAGUGAACAGAAGAGGCAUGAAGACCUCUUCACUGCCUUCCGGCGGUGAAGAGGAGGAUAGUGGAAUUUCAAAGACAAAUCUAGUGUCAACCGAGAUUGAAAACAGCUUGUCCAAUCAAAGGGAGCGUUCCAUGGCAUUGAACAGCGAAGGAAUUGAGGGUCUCGUUCCCAGGGCUAAACUGCUGCUAGCAACCGGAGCGACUUUCUUCAUUGGAUUUUGGCCGAUUGUUGUUGUAACCGUGGCAUUCUUUUCUGCUCUCUACCUUUACUUCGGCCCGAGUUUCAUCCAUGAUUUCAGCAAGACACAUACGGAACCAUAUUCAUACAUCGAUCCGUCUACCCUCCUGGAAGAUGAAAGGAUUUCGUAGACUGAAGGAUUUGUUUCAUCUGCGCAUCCAAAUUUAAGAAAUGAUGGGUAUUAAAUUUUACAGCUGCCAAGUUGAAUAUUGCUCCUGUAAAACUGAAAUCAGCACCAUAAGGUGACUGAUCCACCUGAAUUUUAUGCUUGGUCAUCUCUAUUUCAUUCA